CCAGUCGCAUUUCAGUUCCAACCUCCAGCCCGUUGCCUGUGACUUUUCGGGGAGCUCCUGUGUUUGAUAGCCGGACAGCCACACUUCUGACUGCGCUCUCUCAAGCCCAGUCCCCAACGUUUUCCAUCAGUAGGGUCUUUCGUCCCACGUGUUUGCAGCCAUGACGAACUCACUGUGGGGACAGCCUGUUUUCACUCAAGGCUCUGACAGCAGUGACACCAAGAUGGAAGCGAUCCUGAACAAACUUCUUGUCGCAGACAAUGAAGUGAUUCAAAAAGGAACUGCUGAAUUGCGUGAAGCAUUUCAGAAGCCAGGGGUCAUCCUUGAGUUGUGUACCGUCGUAGUUUCAUCCAGCAAUCCGCAGAUCCGACAAUAUGCUGCUGUGCUGCUCCGUAAGAGGCUGUCCAAGGCUAAGCACUGGAACAAGCUGUCAGCGGAAGAGAAAAGCUCGGUCAAGCAAGGAAUUCUUCCCGCUCUUGUCAAUGAGUCUGACAAGACUGUACGGACAAGCAUUGCCCAGUUCAUUGCUUCCAUCAUGAAACAUGAAUUGCAGAGUAAUAGCUGGCCAGAGCUGCUUCAGUUUGUACAACAGCUUAACACGAGUGAAAAUGUUCAGGAGAGAGAGCUUGGAAUGAGUACCUUGGACAUUUUCACUGACAUCGCACCUCGGAUGUUCCUGAAUCAAUCAGCUGCACUGUGUCAACUAAUAGGUGCUUCCCUAAAGGCUGCUGGUGACCAAGACCUUACAUCUCCUAUUGUGUUCCAUGCUUUCAGAGCACUAAGUCACAUGGCGCUCGUAGCUGAACAGAAUCAACCUCUUGUCAAUAUGUUUCAUGAAGUACUGCCUCUGUCACUUCAAGUUGUUGCUGCACUAGCUCAAGUUGAUGCAAGCAAGGCAGUUCAAGUUCUAGAUUUCAUUGAUACUCUGUUGGAUUGUUCCAUUCGAGUGGUUCUUCCUCAUGUUAAAAUUAUUGUUAGUGGGUGUCUUUCAAUUGCUCAAGUGGCAACUUUAGAAGAUGAUAUCCGGAUCAAAGCUUUAAGUCUCAUCAGUGACCUGGUCUCACGUAAAAAGAAGGUUAUUAUCAAGAACAACUUGGUGAAACCAAUUGUUGAUGUUCUCUUUGAGUUAAUGAGCUCUCCAUCUAGUGAGGAUGAACAAGAGGAUUACUUUGCAGAGGAUGAAGAUGACGACACACCUAUGACAUGUGCUAACCAGACACUUGAUCUUCUUGCUCUGCAUAUACCACCUGAAAAAAUACUUCCACACAUUUUGAGUCAUAUUGAACCUGCGUUAACUGGGAACAAUGUUUAUGCCAAGAAAGCUGCUUAUCUUGCUAUGGCUGUCCUUGUUGAAGGAUGCAGUGAUUAUAUUCGCAACAAAUACCUCAAGCAGUUUUUAACCUGUGUGUGUGAAGGCAUUACUAGUGAUGCAAGUGUUGUCAGAAAUGCGGCUUUAUUUGCACUUGGACAAUUUUCUGAACAUCUACAGCCUGAAAUAUCCGAUUUCCAUCAAGAGCUUCUUCCGCUCUUAUUCCAAUACUUGCAACAAUUGUGUGCCAAAAUUAACCAACAGGGCGACAACAAGGAGCCAACUGGCAUUGACAGAAUGUUCUAUGCCCUGGAGAUGUUCUGUGAAAAUUUGGGUGAUAGACUUGUACCAUACUUGCCAGUUUUAAUGGAGAGUCUAUUUGUUUCAUUAAGUCCUAACAAUUCAGUGCACCUUAGAGAACUUGCAAUCAGUGCUAUCGGUGCCACAGCUAAUGCUGCUGGAGAAGAAAUGGUUCCCUACUUUCCUAAAAUUAUGGAAUCUUUGAGGAUCUAUCUGACUGAGGAACAGACCCCUGAAACAUUGUGUUUGCAAAUCCAAUCAGUUGACACUUUAGGGGUUCUUGCUCGUACUGUGGGUGAAGAUACUUUCAAGCCACUUUCCCAAGAGUGUUUACAACUGGCCAUGGCUCUUUUGAAGAAGGUAGAUGAUCCUGACUUGCGUAAGAGUGUAUAUGGCCUUCUGAGUUCUAUAAGUACAGUUAUCAAGUCAGAUGUUCAGACCAUAUUACCUGAAGUGGUAGAAAUUAUGUUGAAUUCCAUCAGAAGUCAGGAAGGUAUUCUCACAGAGUUCAAGGAUGAUGAAGAAAAUGCAGCAUUCCCUGUGUAUGAAGAUCUGAGUGAUGAUCCAGACCAGGAGGAAGAUAUUGAGAAUUCUGAUGAUAGUGAUGAUGAUUUGGAUGUUAGCCAAUUUAAUGUUGAAAAUGCUUUCAUGGAAGAAAAGGAGGAGGCUUGUCUCGCCCUUGGAGAAUUGUCCAGGCAAGCGGGCAUUGCAUUUAUGCCAUAUAUGGAUCAGUGUUUUGAGGAGGUUUUCAAGAUGGUACAAUUCCCUCAUAGUGAUAUUCGCCGCAAUGCUAUUGAUGCUCUUGCUCAGUUUUGCAUUAGCUUAACAAGCAUUAAAAAUGAGCAGGGUGAGCAGGCACUUCUCAAGGCUCUGUCUAUACUUGUGCCUAAAUGUGCUGAAAUAAUUCAUACGGAACCUGAUCGUGAUGUUGUGAUGUCUGCUCUUGAUGCCUAUACUGAAAUGCUCUCUGAAUUGAAAAGUGUUGUUCUCAUUGGGGAUGGCCACAGAGAUGCUAUCAUCAAUUGCAUUCGAGAUGUUCUGACUUACAAAACUGAAUGUCAAGACGAAGAUGAAGCUGGAAAUGAGGGUGGUGGUGGUGAUGAUGAGGACGAUGAUGAUGCAGAGCAGGAUGAAUUGCUUAUUCAAUAUGCUGGUAAUAUUGUCCCUCAAUUGGGUAAAGCAAUGAGCCAUGAAGAUUUUGCUUUAUAUUUCCAAAAUAUUUUACCAAUGUUCUUAAACAAGAUGAAAAAGUCCAGCUCUGUAUCGCAGCGCUCCUUUGGAGUUGGAACUAUAGCAGAAUGCAUGGAAGCACUUGGCCCUUGCUCAGCUCAAUUUGUAGGAGACCUGCUUCCUAUGGUUCUUCAAAUGUCACAAGAUGAACAUCAAGAAGUUCGUAACAAUGCCAUUUAUGGAUUGGGAGAAUUUGUGCUAAAUGCCAAAGAAGCUACUUACCCAUUAUAUCCUCAAAUUCUCAAUGUGCUCUCGGUCGCCGUUGCUAGUGAAAAACACCCUGGUACUUUAGACAACAUAGUUGGUGCACUCUGUAGAAUGAUAGUCACAAAUGUGAAUGGGAUUCCUAUAAAUGAGGUCUUCCCUGUUUUUAUUCAGCAUCUUCCAUUGCGUGAAGACUUUGCUGAAAAUAAGAUGGUUUUUAAGUGCCUUAACUACCUUUAUGAAUUGGGCCAUCAAGCACUUUUAUCUCAAAUACUACCUGUUGUUAAAGUUGCAAUGGUAGUAUUGUACAAAGGACAGCAUACUGAAAAAGAAACACUGGAACAAGUUGUCACUCUAUUGGCUAAUAUCAAGAGAGAUUUUCCAAAUGAAUUUAAUCAAGCACAGAGCGAACUAACACCAAAGCAACUGGAAAAUUUAAACAAACGUCUACAGGCUGCUACUAGUGCUUAGAUUAUAUUUUUUAUGCUUAUCCAUUUUGGGCAUGAUGAUAUUGCCCAUUUUGUUAUUUAUUAUGUUGCUGUGUAUUGACCUGCUUUAAGCAUCUCAUGUUAUUUUACUGUGCUUUUCUAAAUCGUUAAUAUAUAAUCUUCCUUUA
Frankliniella occidentalis (western flower thrips) is the source of this 3659-nucleotide messenger RNA. Its product is annotated as importin-4. Gene Ontology annotation, biological process: protein import into nucleus. The transcript is spliced from 14 exons. Bases 161 to 3514 code for a protein of 1117 amino acids. NCBI's taxonomy places the organism in Eukaryota, Metazoa, Arthropoda, Insecta, Thysanoptera, Thripidae. Gene Ontology annotation, cellular component: nucleus; cytoplasm. Gene Ontology annotation, molecular function: small GTPase binding; nuclear import signal receptor activity. The record is from RefSeq and is a predicted model, not a curated record.